Molecule: messenger RNA, 3814 nt
Organism: Myripristis murdjan (pinecone soldierfish)
Lineage: Eukaryota; Metazoa; Chordata; Actinopteri; Holocentriformes; Holocentridae
Gene: yipf5
Product: Yip1 domain family, member 5
Exons: 6
Coding region: 111-884 (257 amino acids)
Biological process (GO): vesicle fusion with Golgi apparatus; regulation of ER to Golgi vesicle-mediated transport; endoplasmic reticulum to Golgi vesicle-mediated transport
Cellular component (GO): membrane; trans-Golgi network
Source: RefSeq, a predicted model, not a curated record
CUUCCGUCGGCGACGUAGCACCCCGGAAGGUUUACUUUUUUUUCUCCUGACACGUAGCAACCAAGUUGGCAGGGCUGUGGGUAAAUUUGUCAAACGUUACAGAGUGAGAGAUGUCGGGGUUUGACAGCUUCAACUCAGACUUUUACCAGUCCAGCUACAGUGUGGAGGACCAAGGCCAGGGCGGCUAUGGCUACAGCAACCCCCAAGACCCCUACAACAAGCCAUAUGGUCAGUAUGACUACUCCCAGCCUGCGGGUUACUCUGCCCCAGGGAUGAUGCAGCCACAGCAGCCGUACACAGGACAGAUCUUCCAGCCCACACAGACCUACACCCCGUCCUCAUCACAGUCCAUGUACAGCAGCAGCUUCGAUGAUGAGCCACCACUGCUGGAAGAGUUAGGGAUCAACUUUGACCACAUCUGGCAGAAGACCCUGACGGUGCUCCACCCAAUGAAGGCAGCUGACGGCAGCAUCAUGAAUGAGACAGACCUGGCUGGCCCCAUGGUCUUCUGUUUGGCCUUUGGAGCGACACUACUCUUGACAGGAAAGAUUCAGUUUGGCUAUGUGUACGGUAUCAGUGCCAUUGGCUGUCUUGGCAUGUACUGCCUACUCAACCUGAUGAGUAUGACAGGCGUCUCCUUCGGCUGUGUGGCCAGCGUGCUCGGCUACUGCCUCCUCCCCAUGAUCCUCCUCUCCAGCUUUGGAGUCCUCUUCUCUUUACAGGGCAUGAUGGGAAUCAUAAUAACAGCAGCAAUUAUUGGCUGGUGCAGCUUCUCGGCCUCAAAGAUCUUCAUCUCAGCACUGGCCAUGGAUGGGCAGCAGCUGCUGGUUGCCUACCCCUGCGCUCUCCUAUAUGGGGUCUUUGCACUCAUCUCUGUCUUCUGAAAAAAUUUAUUCAAUAACAGUUUAAAAUUACUGCUCCCCAGUUUCUGUAAUUUCAGUCUAAUUAGCUUUAGUGUAAUUAGUGUAAUUAUUGUCUAAUUACACUGUUAUUAUAGAGAAAAAAAAGGGGAGCUGCUCUCUAAAACGGCACCGAGCUUUCUUUUCUAUUUCUCCAUCUCUCACUGCAUUCCGACUCGUCCAUGCUGUCCAUCUGUAGACUGGAACACACUGUCUCGUUCACUUCUUACAUCCACCUCGCUCCCUUCAUGAAUCUUAAAGGAGAGGACUGUCCAAUAAACCUGGUGUAAAGUAACUCUCCUUACAGUUGAGGCCUGGAUGGCCGAGUAUAGUCCUAUGAUUUUAAGGACAUGAAGGGGAAGGAAGUGAAGGAGUAUUUCACACUAUGGACGGGCGAGAAGUAAAUAAAGACAUUUGGAUUUUGGACGCAGAUGGGGAAAGUUUCAAAACCAAGCAGGACCAGGAAUCAGCAGCCAGCAAAUCUAGCAGCCUAAUUUAAUUCCACAGCCAGAAAGAAAUGGCGCGAUUAUGAUUUUGCAAGAGCUGUAUUGAGCCAUUUCUGGCGAGCACCCACGAUUCAAAUAUUACACCUGCGACACUUCUCUACAGGACCAGCUCCCAUUCGUUCUAUUUUUACACCCUGAAAAAGGGACAGAAAGGGGAAUGGAGGAGCAUCCAUCUCAGAUCAGAACUGCUUCCCCCUCCCGACUACCCGCUUCACUCCAGGACUGAGGAGCCACACAACCCGUCAUCUGCCCAACACAGCAAUGUCUGAUCUUUGUUGUAAAAGCAGCAGCUGCUCUUUAUCUUAAAAUGUUUUGUUUGUUUUUUCUCUUGAGAUUAAUUCGAGCUCUGAGGCCUUCCCAGAAGACAAAAUACGGUUUGCACAAAAAGCUUUUUCGGUAUCAUUUACAAAACCAAACAAGUUUAAUUAGACAUUGACCAUUAAUAUUCUAAAAGAUGUGAGCUAAAUUUCCAUAGCUAUAGCCAUGUCUCAAUAGGUAUAGUAUUUGCGGAAAGGUCUGUCAGUCUCAUGUCUUGGUUGUUUUAGAGUUGACAGUGACAUUGUGUAAUUCGGUCUGUCAUCUGUUUGUGUCCUCUCAUGCAAAGGCAUACACAUUAAAGUUCUCAGAGGUGUCUUUUAAGAUCUGCUGUUUGAUAUUGAAAGGUGAAUUCUGAGGCAUAGCAGAUAUCUGUAAUCAUUGAUAUAACCUAUAAAAGACUAAAAUAAGAUUUUUUUUUUUUUUAAUGUAUCUUGUAGCUGUAGUUUGCAGCUUUCAUUGUUUAAGAGGUGUAGGAAGGAACUGAAACAGUUUGAAGAGGAGUAGGAAGAAACUGGGCAUACAGCUUACAUGGUGACAAGUUUUUAACAACAGAGACAGAGCUUUUUCACACUGAGUAGAUGUAAGAAACAUAAUAAGAUUCUGCAUACUUUGGUUCAUGCCAUUUCACUUUUAGUGUUGUUUUUAUUCUGGAAGGCAUUCAUAUUGGCAUUGAACGUUAAUUACGAUAGCUGUAGGAAUCUAGCAAAGCUUGGUCAGCUGAGAAGAGUUGUUGCUAUUCUACAUUAAGCAGCUCACAAAAUGAAAUGGCACUUUGUGCAUUUGCUUCAACUUUAUAUCUCGCUCACCAGAUACUUUGGUCUCCUUUUCUUACACCUUCUAACCCUUCUUGAUUUAUCCAUUCAUCAGCUGUAGGGACACGGAAAGCCUCUCUAUUACUUUUUACCACCACAUGUUCAUGAUCAGUUGGUCAUACGGUUACAAAGCACAUGGGAUAGCAAACUUUCAGCUCAGCAAUGAGUGCCUGCGUGUUGACACAUCUGUAGGAAAAAAACCCAUCAAAAAUAGCAAAUUAUAAGAGGAAAUCCACUGAGGUUUUAUUAGCUGAACAGCAAUCUUUCUUGCGUACUUUUGUCCACUGAACACAAAGUAAUGUGACCACCACAUUUGUCUGAUGUUUUGUUUGCUUGUCUAAUUUACUAGACCACAGGACACUCCACGAUGCUGUAGCGCUCUCCCCUCAGAUGGUGUACACCUUUUUGUGACGUUUCCACCAUUUUGAUUCCUUGACUUUAACUUUUGUCAGAGUCGCACCUGAGCAUACACACUUCACAUCACAAAAUCCCAGAGGAAACCUUGGAUCCAUUCAGACUUUGCUGAUAUUAGUGAAAAUUGGGGGCCAGGCUUCUGCUCUGGUUGUUUUUGUAAGUUUGAUGUCUAAUUUGGUCCUCUGGCUUUGUGGAAAGAGAGGCCCUUGAGGUCAGUUGUAUUUGUUAUGUUGAGAUUUGUUUAUGUGUUCAAGCUUAUCGCCAGAAGAAACCCUGACUCCAGAGUCAGUUGUUUAUGGACCAGUCUGUGAUUUAGGUGCACCAGACCACAAGAGCAGUACCCUGACUGACUUUAUUCCUGGUUCGAAGCGAAACUUAAAAUGCUAUGCAUCACAUAACAUUGUGCAGAGAAGGUUGCCGAGAACAAAUAUGGUGUUGCAUGGCUACGACAGAAACCCCUCUCUCGUGUUUUUUUUUUUUCUUCCCUUGUGGGUUUUUCAUGCACUAAACCUACACAAAAUGCAUAUGCCGUUUAGUCCUUGAAUGAAUGAUAACCCACUUAGCAGUAAUGAAUAAUUCAAAAAUGAAAAUGGAGUGCUUUUCUAUUCCAACAGACUCAACAUCAAGGAGAUGCUUUGCAUUUUAAGUAAAUCUUGACAGGAGCGCUCAGUACUUGCAGGCCUCGUUCAUAUGGCCAAGUAUUUAUAGAUGCAUAUAUGUAUAAUUUGUAUAUCAGUUUAACGAAAAGAGGAAAACCUACCUGUCAUUUUAGUGCCAUGUCAAUUUUCUUGAUGAGUGAAUGGGUUCAGCGUCAUGCUUUUAUGGGGAUAUUGGCCACUUAAAAUAAAAUCUUGCUUGUAUAUGU